Messenger RNA from Vitrella brassicaformis, 1864 nucleotides. The record is from the annotation of a GenBank genome assembly. NCBI's taxonomy places the organism in Eukaryota, Vitrellaceae.
UCAGCCUUGCGAGCUGACGCUUGCGAGCUUGAAGCAGCAAGGGUUAUUCUCCGUGUUGUCGCGCUCCGUGCCUCAAGACAGCGUCACUGCAUCGCAUAUAGGCAUCGGCUUUACGAAGGUACAAGAUCCGCAUCCGACCCCCUGACCCUCCCCUGAGCCCUCUUCCCUCCCUCUGUUGACGAACCUGCAGCCCUCAUCGAGCUUAGCAUCGAACCUUAUUGGACCUCUCUGACGUCACUAUGGUGCGCGGAGGCGGCUACGGCGGCCGGAGCAACAGAGGUGUGUGGAAGCGACACAGCAGGGCGGGAGAGAGGGGAACAGCAGGCAGACACAGGCACGAUGAGGGCACGCAGGCGGCGAGAUGGGGCAGACAGGGCGAGACAGGCCAUGAGACACGAGAGAGGGGACAGGGAGGAGGGAGGGGGAGGGGAGGAGAGGCUGCUAUGCGGUGACUGAAUGACGGCCACCUGCUGCGGCGAGCCCUUUCCCUCCAUCCCAUCCACCACACCUACACCCGCACACGCCACGCCCAGCUUACCUAUUUAUCUGUCCAUGACGCGGCUUGCUGACGGACACGACACCGCUCUCACGAUGGAUGCUCUCUUUGCCUGCCUGCCUUUCUGCUUUCUCUCUCUCUAUUGGGUUGGUGGUGCUGCCUGGUGACAUCGCAUCGCGGCCUCCAUUCCUUCCCUUCCCAUCCCAUCAUCUAUCUAUCUCUAUCACCUACAGGCAGAGGAGGCGGCAGGGGAGGGCGCUCCGGUGGCGGCGGGUCGGGCGGCCAGCUCGGCAUCAACCGCAGAUCGGGGGGCGGCGGGGGAGGGUAUUCGGGAGGAGGGCGCGGUGGCCGAGGAUCGGGCUCCCGCAGCAGUGGGCGCAUCAUGAAGGGCGGCGGCAGCAUGCGCAUGGGGAGGGGCGGCCGCGGCAGUGGCGGGCGCGGGCGGGGUCGUGGGCGAGGCCGUGGACGUGGACGUGGACGCGGCGGCGAGAAGCCCGCUAACAAGGAGGACCUGGUGAGAGAUUGACGGAGGGGGCGACGUUGACUCACUUGGUGUUUUGUGGUUGAUGUGUGUGUGCUGGUUCAGGACGACCAGCUCGACAACUACAUGUGCAGCCAGAGCAAGUGAGUCCGAACAGGAAGGAGCAGCACAACCAACACGCCACACACAUGACCCCACACACAUGCUAUGCUGUCUUCGGUCUAUCUGUGGAUGGAUGGAUGUAUGGUCAGGCUCAACGCCGAUUUGGACAGCUACUGGAAGAAGGGCCAGAGCGGCUCGGCCGCCCCCGCGGGCGCCGAGGGCACCGGCGAGGCCGCACAGGACGGCGAUGUCGCCAUGGGAGAGGCCGGUACGCUUGUGCAAUGCACACCACACCCACACCUGUGUACUUGUGUGUGUUAUGCUGUGUGGUGUUGGGUGUUGAUCUCACGUGUGUGUCCAGAGGGUGAUGGAGCCGAGACCUAGGCGCAUACGGCGCACACACGACACCCAUGACAGCUAGAUAGACACACGUAGACAUCCAUCGCCUCGCCACCCACACAUCCAUCUGCAUGACACAUACUCACAUGGACACAUGCGACUGACUGCCCGGCCGUGGAGCUUUUUCAAGCCCCGACGAUCGAUGUGUAGAACGUUCUUCGCCUGCCUGCCUGCAUCUGUGCACCUGUCUGCCUGCCUGCCUGCCUGCCUGGCUGACCGCCCUCUCCCCUCUCCCUAAUUUGUCUCGCCCACAACAUUGGCUGGGUUCAUGAUACGUGGAUACUUGGCGUGGCCGAGUGACAUGUGCAUCGACUCGACUGACUAAGAGUAUGGGUGACGGACGGAGUGAUGAUUGCUUCAAUCAAUCGCCUGAUGGGUCAGUCACU